Messenger RNA from Trichechus manatus latirostris (Florida manatee), 1461 nucleotides. It is a transcript of the gene DTWD2, whose product is annotated as DTW domain containing 2. The transcript is spliced from 6 exons. The coding region runs from base 1 to 912 and encodes 303 amino acids. Lineage: Eukaryota; Metazoa; Chordata; Mammalia; Sirenia; Trichechidae. The record is from RefSeq and is a predicted model, not a curated record.
AUGGACAAGCCUGAUGAAGCAAAUUUCACUGUUGUGGAGGAUUUUGUCAUUACAUCACAUGAUGUCCUCUUUACCAAGACCCCCUGGGAGAAGUGUCUGUUCUUGGUACCAAAAAUAAUAGUGAUUUAUGAUCUUUAUGGAAUUUUAAGUUUUAUAAUUGACCCUCCUUUUUAUCUUUCCAGUAUCAUUGUAUUACAAAAACUGACAGGUUUUCUUUUCUGUUUACCCUUUAGCCGGCCUCAGAAAGUGUGUUUAUGUCCAUUUCUACCAGUCCAUCCUCUACACAUCUCUACCCGCUUGUACAUAAUUCAGCAUCCAGCAGAGGAAAACAAAGUGUUGCGGACAGUUCCUCUACUAGCAGCAUGCCUCCCCAGGGACAAGUGUAAAGUCAAGAUUGGUCGUCGCUUCAGUGAAGAAAGGGAUCCUGAACUUUCAGCUGUUUGCCAAAAAUCUGGUACAUUAAUAUUAUAUCCAGGGGCUGAAGCUGCUAAUUUGGAAGAAUAUGUAUUAGAUUCUCCUGUUUAUCCUUCCACAGUCAUCAUCAUUGAUGGUACAUGGAGCCAGGCCAAGGAUAUUUUCUAUAAGAAUUCCUUGUUCCGACUUCCCAAACAGGUGCAGUUAAAAACUAGCAUUUCUAGUCAGUAUGUAAUUCGAAUGCAACCAACUAAUAGUUGCCUUUCUACACUGGAGUGUGCGGCUGUUGCUCUUUCCAUUUUAGAGAAGAAUAAUCACAUACAAGAGACUUUGCUUCGACCUCUUCAAGCUUUGUGCUCUUUCCAGCUUCAGCAUGGUGCUAAAAUUCGCCUCAGCAAGGAACAUCUUCUGAAAAAUGGAUUAUAUCCUAAGCCCAUGCCAAAGAACAAACGUAAACUCAGGAAAAUGGAACUGUUAAUGAACAGUAUUAAAAUUUAGAACAAUUGUUCCUAUGGUGCUAGUUUACUUGUCUUCAGCUGAAAAUAUCGCAUUAGAUUUUCAUACAGUUUGACUUAUGGGUUCUUGAUUGUUUAUAAGAAGAAUGAGAGUUGUAUACUAAUCUUGCCCAGAAGAAUGAAGUAAACCAAAUAGCCAUAAAAACAAAACAAAACAAAAAUUCACUGGCUCAGUGAAAAGCAAGAUUUCAUACUGUAUUUGCUUUUGAAAAUGUGCCUCUAAUACAUUUUUUUUCAAAUCCCUAAUUUAAAAAUGUGAUUAGUAGUUGAGCUGGGUUAGAAGUUAUUGUUUACAAAACAGAAGGAAAUUGUGCCUAGGACAAUGUUUUGUAGAAUUGUUUCCAUUAAUGUUUAUUGGUAAUUAAGUGUAGACCUGUAAUAGAGCAUACUUACACAACUUUGCAAUCUUGUUCAUGAACUUUAUGAUUUGAAAUAAGUAACAAAAGAAAAUAAUGAUAAUCAAGUAAUUUAGAUUGAACUUGUUCAUUUCAAUAAAAUAGUAAAACAGAAUAAUGAAAUUAAAUAUUCUUUA